AUGAAAGAGCUGACAAUAAAAAAAGGACGGAAAGUGGUUGCAAGCAUAAUUACCAGUACACCAGUAAAAAGACAGUUAGAGGAAAAAUUGGAAGUCGAAAAGCAGAAAGAAGAGGCCAAAAGGUUGAAAAUGCUGAAACGCGACAAGGAAAAAGGCACCAGAAACAUGAAACAAAGUCAGCCCGCUAUCACAGCAGAAAAUGAAGAAACAAUCUGCCCGUGUUGUAAUGAACGUUUUGAAGAUCCACCCACAGAAGAUUGGAUUCAAUGUUCGCAGUGUCUAAGAUGGUGGCACGAGUCCUGUAGCGAUUAUGAAGGAGUGGGAGCGUACACAUGCGAUGUUUGCUAA
Messenger RNA from Anoplophora glabripennis (Asian longhorned beetle), 348 nucleotides. RefSeq lists its product as uncharacterized. The record is from RefSeq and is a predicted model, not a curated record. The transcript has a single exon. Lineage: Eukaryota; Metazoa; Arthropoda; Insecta; Coleoptera; Cerambycidae. Bases 1 to 348 code for a protein of 115 amino acids.